This is a messenger RNA of Dimorphilus gyrociliatus, 580 nucleotides long. The record is from the annotation of a GenBank genome assembly. Lineage: Eukaryota; Metazoa; Annelida; Polychaeta; Dinophilidae.
UAUGGCAGCUAAAGGUGGCGUGACAAAAGACAAUAACUCAGGUUCUGCUUCGAUUUUGGGCUCGGGUCCAGGCUCGAGUUCUGGCUCUGGGUCAGGCUCAGACUCGAACAGUACUAAAUCUCAUUAUCAAGAAUUUAUAAAUUUGACAGUAACAGCUAGUUCUUGUUCUCAAGAAAUUAUAAAUAUGACAGACACAAAUGAUGUGACAGAAGGAAGUAACUCGGAAUCGUAUUUAAAACAUGUUAAAAUGAUUUCUCUUUUGUCUGAUGAUAACAGCUCUGUUCUACCCAGUAAUAUUAAUUUUCCUUUGGCUGGAUCAAAUUUUGAGAGUUAUGAGUAUCAUUCUCAGCGACAUGAAAGUAUAGCAAAAGAAAAAGACUUAAAAAGAAAAGAUCCCAUCACUGAUAAUACUUGUUCGAAUAAUGAAUCACGUGCUGCUUCAGAUUCUGAUGGUUCGAACAUGUUUGCGAAUAUUGACAAUUUUGACGAUUUCUUUAAAAGAAGUGCGACUUUGCUAUCUAUGAAUGAAAACUCUGAUUCUGAAGUAGAUGGAGAAAAUCUUGAAUUUUAUCCGCAAUAA